CACGACGUGUUUGUUUGCCUCCAAAUGUAAAUCCAGCGCAAUGGGUGAGUUUGUGCCUUUAUGUAAAUAAAACAGAAGCGAAACUUGUGUCACUCUGCUACACAGACGCGUUCAGACGACAUGUUCGGCAGCUAGUCGGACUUUGGCUUUUUUGACACGAGGUCCGCGCGCUCAUGCCUCAGAUCAAUACCUCAGCGCUCCUCCAGGUGGUGCUGCUGCUCUCCGCCGUGCCCGCACAGUACUUCAUCUCCAGAUGGAGCGGCUCCACGGCGGCGCAUCGCUACCACGCCACCACGCGGUUGCUCAGGAUUUGGAAAGAAUGGAGAUCUUACCUGAACGUAACGGUGUGGAUGGACUGGACAAGCCAGCAGAUGUCCAAAGUAAAAUCUUUAUUUGGUGUAGAACAGGAGGACCAAGCGACUGGAGAGUUGCCUCCCAUAGAAACUAUGAUGUAUGACAAUGACCAAGGAUUCUUUGGAGCUUCCAAGGCAGUGCGCAGGCCGAGGCCGCCCUAUGUGUUCCUGCGGGUUGGAGAGGUGGUGCUUGAGAGGAAAGGUCAUAUGGUCGGGGUGGUGGUGAGCUGGGAUUCCGAAAUGAAAGCUCCACAAGAGUGGGUUGAAAGGAUGUACUCUAACUCAGAGGAAUUAAAAGCUGUGAUGACACCUCAUUACAAGGUGCUGUUCAGCGGGCCCGGCCCCUCCUCUCUUCUCGUUGCAUACUUGCCUCAGACGCAACUGGAGCGCAUCACCGGAAUGAAGCCGGAAAUCCCCACUUUAGAGAAGUACUUCACACAUUUUGAUGGAGAACGCUUCAUCAUGCAGCCCUGGCUCAGGGAGAUCUUCCCUGAAGACGAGGACGAUGAGUCCUGAGUGUUCUACUGUGUAUCGCCAAAGCUGGCAUCCCAUGAUGCUUCACUGCUAGAAACCCCCAGAGUGAAGAUGUGUGUUCUCCAGGAGUGUUACUGCAGAUAGGUGGAGUCGAUGCUGUGAUUUCCACGUGGACCUCUUAAACUGACCUCUGAAAAUGAAACGGUUUUAUACGGAUGAACAUUCAUGAGCCAUCCACCAGGUGGCAGCGUUCAGCAGCACAGCACAUCAUUUUCAUAGACUCUGGAACUGCAAUGUUCAGACAAUAGUUAGUUUUUGCAAUAGUACUUUGCAGUACCUACAAAAAGUUUUUCAUAAAUUAUGUGAAUAACAUUAAUUUGCAUCAAGA
Thalassophryne amazonica is the source of this 1215-nucleotide messenger RNA. RefSeq lists its product as uncharacterized. The transcript is spliced from 7 exons. The coding region runs from base 174 to 869 and encodes 231 amino acids. NCBI's taxonomy places the organism in Eukaryota, Metazoa, Chordata, Actinopteri, Batrachoidiformes, Batrachoididae. Gene Ontology annotation, molecular function: DNA binding. The record is from RefSeq and is a predicted model, not a curated record.